AUGUCCAAAAAUCCUUAUAAUAAAGAGGAUUCAUCAAACAAAGACUCUGGUAAACAGAAGCAGAAAGGAACUAAAUGUGGUCGGUGCGGUCUGCGUGGACAUGAAUCAGAGAAGUGUAACGUUCGGUGUCACAAAUGUGACAAGAUAGGUCACAUAGCAAAGAAAUGUAGGCAGAAGGGAGUGCACAAUGUAGAGAGUUCGAGAGCCGAGGAUUCGAGAGCUGAGGGAGAGUACGACAUGGAUGAGAGUUGCGAGAGAGUAUUAGAUGAUGAGCUCUACUCUGAGUAUUACGAUAAUUUUAGAAUCAAUGGGAAACUUCUGUGUAUGGAGUUUGAUUCUGGGUCUGCGGUUUCAGUUGUAAGUAAACGUGCGUUGAGGGUCUGUGGUUUAUCCGACUUAACACUAACCCCCAGCAGGAAAACGUUGCGCGUUGCAAACGGACAAAUCAAAGCAGUAGAUGGCUGCGCAGUAGUUGAAGUAGAGUUGAAUGGAGAGAAAGCUCGUGACUUGCAGCUUUAUGUAGCAGAGGAUUUUCCCAGUCUGUUUGGGAGACCCUGGAUUGCAAAGUUUUGUGGGCAAAACUGGCUUGAAAAGCUGCUCAGUACCCGGUUAGUGAAUAGUGUAGCCCCGGACAAAUCCCAGCAGGUGUCAGUGAGCUGUAAAAGCUGCUCUGGGAGUGGUGUCCAAAAAGGUGUUGAGAUGCAAACUGAUGGUAUGACCGUUGAGAACGGUUGGAAGUUUAAAAACACUUGUAUCCGGAUUGAACAGUGUCGUAGUGUCGCUCGAUUGAAACAGAGCGAAGUGUUCAAACCAGGGUUAGGUCUUGUGAAAGGUGUCCAAGCGAGUUUUGUUUUGAAGGAUGAGGCAAAACCUGUGAUGUGUAAAGCUAGAACCAUACCAUAUGCUUUACGUAGCAAGGUAGAGCAAGAAAUCGAUUCCAUGGUAGAGAGUGAAACUCUGACUAAGGUCGCUGAUAGUCCAUGGGGAACUCCUCUGGUGCCUGUAAUGAAGGACGGAGGAGAAUCAGUGAGAAUUUGUGGGGACUAUAAAUCCACCUUAAACAAGUGCUUAUCCACUAAAGAGUACCCUCUACCUACUAUAGAGGAGUGUUUCAACUCGGUCCGUGGAGGCCAGAAAUUCUCUAAAGUCGAUAUCAAGAAGGCGUAUAAUAAUCUGCUGAUUAGAGAAGAGGACAGAGUUCUGACCACUCUGAACACGCAUAAAGGACUGUUUCAAUGGAAUCGGUUGCCAUACGGUAUCAGUAGUUCAAGUGCUAUAUUCCAGUCAGUGAUGGAUGAUACAUUAGCAGGAGUACCCAUGACUUGUUGUCGGAUUGAUGACAUCCUUAUUUCCGGCAGGAAUGACGAGGAGCAUCUGAUAAAUCUGAACAAUGUCAUAACUCGAUUAGAACUUCGAGGCUUUAAGUGUAAAGUUGAGAAAUCGUCAUUUAUGGAGGAUCACGUGGUCUAUCUAGGUCACGUGGUAUCGGCUAGUGGAAUUAGACCGGUACAGAGCAAAGUGGACAGCUUGUUGAAAACCCCAGAACCUCAGAAUGUUGACCAGCUAAUCUCUUUUCUGGGGGCCGUUAAUUAUUAUAGACGGUAUUUACCCAACUUGUCGGCUGUCAUUGCUCCUUUAGAAAGAUUAAGAGCAAAAAAUGUCCCUUGGGUGUGGUCAGCAGAAGAAGGAAAAGCGUUUCGAGUGCUGAAGAAACUGCUUUCUUCUGACCGUGUAUUGACCUUUUAUGAUCCCAAGUUGGCUCUCAAGCUAGAUACAGACGCAGCCAGUGGGGGAAUUGGUGCGGUUUUGUCGCACAUCAUGCCCAACGGUGAAGAGCGUCCCAUUGAAUUCAUCUCACGUACUUUGUCUCCCACUGAAAGAAGAUACGCUCAAAUCGACAAAGAGGCGCUGGCAAUAGUUUGGUCUAUAAAGCGGCUGCAUAUCUAUCUGUAUAUGCGUAAGUUCACGCUCGUGACUGACCAUCGAGCGUUGGUUCGAAUCUUCGGAAACAAACCUCUGCCAGAGAUGACGGCUGGUAGGAUAACCAGGUGGGCUAUUUUCCUAAUGAACUACCAGUAUGAUAUCCAGUAUAGGAACACCAAAGAGCAUCUGAAUGCUGAUAUGUUGUCUAGGCUUCCUAGACAGGUAGCUCACCCUGUAGUUGCAAAGAAUGAAUUUGCAGACAUGUUCACACUAACUCUAAGCGAAACAUUGUUAAACGCUGAAUUAGUGGCGAACGAAACACGCAAGGACCCGAUUCUGAGUAAAGUCAUGGACUACACGUUGAAUGGUUGGCCCAAAAACCUAAAAUGUGAGGGGGAUCUUAAAGCGUUCUGGUCAAGAAGAGACGAGUUGAGUCAUGAACUUGGAUGUUUGACUUGGGGUGCUCGUGUAGUGAUUCCCGUGAAGCUUCGGGGCACCGUAAUGAACAUCCUUCAUGCCACACACAUCGGUGUAACGGGAAUGAAGUCAUUGGCUAGGUCGUAUGUUUACUGGCCACGGCUUGACACACAAAUCGAGGAUACUGCUCGGACGUGUGAGGCGUGCGCUAAGCAUGGCAAGAUUCUGACCAAAAUUGUUGACCAUCCCUGGGCAAAAACCAGUGCCCCAUUCCAGAGAGUACACGCUGACUUUGCUGGUCCGUUUUUAGGUAGUAUGUGGUUAUUGUUAGUUGAUUCGUACAGCAAAUGGCCUGAAGUUAUUCAGAUGAAUACGAAUACCACAUCUAGCGCAACUAUACGUGCUUUCAGGUCGAUAUUUGCACGCACAGGCAUCCCUAUUUGCCUUGUAACUGACAAUGGACCUCAGUUCGUAUCGGAGGAAACGGAAGUGUACUUGAAAUCUUGUGGAAUAAAACAUGUAACUGUUCCCACCUACUCACCAAAAUCCAAUGGUAUUUGUGAACGUCUGGUGCAGAGCUGGAAGUAUGCUAUGACUAAGAUGGCAGAAACGUGCAAGGACGUUUGCAAAAAUCUUAAUGACUUUCUGUUGACUUAUCGCAACACGCCUCAUUCCUCUACUAAACAAACUCCGGCUGUGUUGGCGUUUAACAGAACUCUACGGUCGAAGCUACAUCAGAUCAAACCUUCUGAUCGUAUGAGAGAACAAGAGUUGCAGUCUGAGAAACUGCAAGACGUGAUUAAUGAGCACCCUAGAACUCGAGAAUUCCGUGAAAAUCAGCUCGUUUUCGUUAAAUUGGACGACAAGAGUCCCUGGAUACAAGCUCGAGUGAUAAAGAAAUACGGAGAAAAUUCUAACAAUUACGACAUCCAGUGCGGAAACAGGAUAGUAAAGAAACAUGCUGACGUUAUUAAAGCUUGUCACACCCCGGUAAUCCAGAUGGAAAGGAGUACAAUUCCAGCUGCACAGAGAUCAUUGUUAACCAGAGAUCUAGCUCGCUCUAACGUAAAGUUCCAGAGGCUGGAGGAAACCUUGGAAAGACGGAGACUGAGAAAUCUGGGAGUUAGUGACGGUCAGGAACAGCAAUCCGCGGAAAAACCAUCUUCUCCGGUAAAAACUGCGUCCCCGGUAAAGUCUCAAGGUAAGCAAGUUCGUGCUUCCCCGGUCAAGACCGACGGUAAGCAAGUUUAUUUUAAAGACGUUCACCCCAAGUUCCCUGCCGGUGGUAAGCUGACCCAGUACCUGGAGAAUAUGAAGAUUGGGGACUGUAUAGACGUUCGGGGUCCUAAGGGAAAGAUCAACUAUCUUGGAAACGGUAAGUAUGAAGUGAAGAAGAAAGGAGCUGUUAAUCGUGUGUUAGGAAGGAAGAUAGGAAUGAUAGCUGGCGGUUCAGGUAUCACGCCGAUGCUACAGGUAGCAACAGAGAUUCUAAAGAACCCUGGUGAUGAUUCAGAGAUCUUCCUCUUGUUUGCUAAUCAGACACCUGAGGAUAUUCUGUGUCAGGAUAUUAUUGAGAGCAUGCAGUCUGAUGAGAGGUUCAAUGUUUGGUACACCGUGGACAAAGCUCCCGCAACUGGUUGGAAGUAUGAUACAGGCUUUGUAACAGCUGACAUGAUAGCUAAUCACCUCCCUGCGCCUGGUCCUGACUCUGCUGUAAUGAUGUGUGGACCCCCUCCUAUGAUAAAGUUCGCUUGUCUUCCCAACCUUGAGAAGCUUGGGUAUACUGAGGAUAAUUUGAUGGUGUUUUAGGGGAAACAAUAACCAUGGAAACACUUACCUGGUUACCAUGAAAACAGUAACCAUGGAAACACUUACCUGGUUACCAUGAAAACAGUUACCAUGGAAACAGUUACCAUGGAAACAGUUACCAUGGAAACAGUUACCAUGGAAACAGUCACCAUGGAAACAGUUACCAUGGAAACACUUACCUGGUUACCAUGAA
Molecule: messenger RNA, 4342 nt
Organism: Bolinopsis microptera
Lineage: Eukaryota; Metazoa; Ctenophora; Tentaculata; Lobata; Bolinopsidae
Exons: 6
Coding region: 1-4149 (1382 amino acids)
Biological process (GO): DNA integration
Molecular function (GO): zinc ion binding; nucleic acid binding; oxidoreductase activity
Source: RefSeq, a predicted model, not a curated record